AUGAACCCAUGGCGGUUAAUAUCUCAGCAGCUGCUCCGGCCUACGGCGCGGGUCGAGGGCUACAGCGCAGCAAGCACACCGGGAUACUGGAACAUCGCUACGUCUUCGCAUGGUCGGAGACUCAAUACAGCCUCGACGCCACGAAGACUGUCUCGCAGAUCACAGAACUCAGCACAUUACCAGUCUAUAUACAAGAACUUUGCCCAACCACGAAGGCGUUUCUCCGCGACCAUACCCGCAGCCCACGGCCACCUCGAACCUCCAAAGCCAGGCGAAGAGCUUCAUGUCACUUUCAUCGAUAAGGAUGGCGACAAGCACGAUUUUAAAGUAUCCAAAGGAGACAAUUUGCUGGAUAUUGCGCAGGCAAAUGAUCUGGAAAUGGAAGGGGCCUGCGGAGGGUCGUGUGCCUGCUCUACCUGCCAUGUCGUCGUCGAAGAUCAAGAUUUGUACGACAAAAUGCCUGAGCCAGACGAUGACGAGAAUGAUAUGCUAGACCUUGCCUUCGGACUGACGGAGACCUCACGGCUUGGAUGCCAGGUGAAGAUGGAGCCCGAGCUGGACGGAUUGGUCGUGCGAUUGCCCAGCAUGACUCGAAAUUUGCAAGCCAGUGACUUUGCGGAGAAGAAAUAG
This is a messenger RNA of Ophidiomyces ophidiicola, 630 nucleotides long. RefSeq names its product mitochondrial matrix iron-sulfur protein (gene YAH1). Gene Ontology annotation, biological process: P450-containing electron transport chain; positive regulation of oxidoreductase activity. The transcript has 3 exons. Gene Ontology annotation, molecular function: 2 iron, 2 sulfur cluster binding. The record is from RefSeq and is a predicted model, not a curated record. Gene Ontology annotation, cellular component: mitochondrion. The coding region runs from base 1 to 630 and encodes 209 amino acids. Lineage: Eukaryota; Fungi; Ascomycota; Eurotiomycetes; Onygenales; Onygenaceae.